This is a messenger RNA of Melozone crissalis (California towhee), 1157 nucleotides long. It is a transcript of the gene CUNH4orf33, whose product is annotated as chromosome unknown C4orf33 homolog. NCBI's taxonomy places the organism in Eukaryota, Metazoa, Chordata, Aves, Passeriformes, Passerellidae. The coding region runs from base 285 to 887 and encodes 200 amino acids. The transcript is spliced from 6 exons. The record is from RefSeq and is a predicted model, not a curated record.
GCGGCCAUGGCGGGGCCCUGGGGCCGGGUGGGAGGAACGCCUCGUUAAACUCUGUUUGCGGGGGGUUGUCUGCUUGCUGUGGGUUAAAGAUGGGUUUUUAAACUUCCCUUCGCUGGUUAAAGCUGCCUUUGGCGCUUAAAUUUCCCUUCGGGACAACAAUCGGGCUGUGGCCGGAGCAGCAGAGCUCCGCCCGCCGGGGGCUGUGGGCAGGCGGGAGCGGCCGCAGCUCCCGGGGAACCGGCGGCAGGAGGAGAGGACACAGCCCAGUUGUGUAGUACCCGAAGAUGGAAUUCCUUAUUGAGCACACCUGGGAUGGUUUGCCUGUGAGCCACGAGCCGGUUUCAAUAGGGCUGAGGCCGGAUAAUGCAGGAUUGCUGAUGGAAAUUCGGGCUCCUUUCUUUAAUGACCCUCCAGCACCUCCCGGAGAGCCAGGGAAACCUUUUGGUGGGCUCUGGGACUAUGAGGUUGUAGAAGCAUUCUUUCUGAGUGACAGAAGUGAGCAGUAUUUGGAAGUUGAGCUUUGUCCCCAUGGGCAGUACUUGCUGCUGCUGCUUUCUGGCAGAAGAAAAGCAUGGAAAGAACAACUUCCUUUGGAGUUUGAGGUGACCAGAAUGGAAACCAGAUGGGAGGGUAAAGCUCUUCUCCCUUGGAGUUAUUUCCCACCAUGCGCUGACAAGUUCAAUGCAUUUGCAAUUCAUGGCUCGGGAGAAGAGAGAAAAUAUGAAGCACUUUAUCCUGUGCCUCCACACCAAGUGCAGGAAGGACAGGAACCAGAUUUUCAUCGUUUGGAGUUUUUCAAAGACUUGAACAUGAAAGCACUAACAGGAGAAGACUGGAAGCAGCCUGAAUCAGAUAUAUGGAAAUCUCUCACUAAAGGAAUGGAUUGAGGCAUGAAUUUUUGGAGUGUUGAAGUUGGCUGGAGCUGUGUGGAAACAACUUCCUCAUUCUGAGCAGAGGUUGUAGGUACCAGAUUAGCAAGGCUUUCCUUGGCACCAAAAUCAUGGAUCAGUCUGAAAAUCAGCUGCAAAGCUUGUGGAUCUGUUGAUUCUAAAUGUAUGAACGGCUUGGACUUUUUAAUCUGUGCAAGAGAUGAAUCUGCUGCUACCAGUGCAGGAAGAAAAAUGUGCUGAAAUUGCAGCCGUGCUUUUGUGAGAGCU